AUGUUUGCUCACUUUGAAAUAAGGCAAAUGGAUUUAUCGGCAGCAAGAAAGAUCUUGGGGGUAUCCAUAGGAAAAUGUCCAAAAGAGAAGCUCUUCCGAGCAUAUAUUGAUCUCGAGUUACAAUUACGAGAAUUCGAUCGAUGUCGGAAAUUAUAUGAAAAGUUCCUUGAAUAUUCAUCGGAGAACAGCAAUACAUGGAUUAAAUUCGCCGAACUCGAAACGCUCCUUGGUGAUGUAGAACGUGCUAGAGCUAUUUUCGAUGUUGCUGUUCAGCAGCCGGCGUUGGAUAUGCCUGAGGCUUACAUUGACUUCGAAAUCAAUGCAGAAGAGUACGAGAAAGCACGCGAUCUCUACGAGGCGUUACUGCAGCGUACGAACCACAUAAAGGUUUGGAUCUCGUUAGCAGAGUUCGAGUUGUUUAUUGGGAACGUUGACGGAGCCAGAAAGGUAUACGAGCGCGCAAAUCGAGCGCUAGAGAACGCAGAGAAGGAGGAGCGUUUGAUGCUGUUAGAGGCAUGGCUGGAGGCAGAGAAAAAAAUUGGUGAUAUUAAUGCUAUUCAAAAGGUGGAGAACAUGAUGCCACGCCGAGUAAAGAAACGUCGGCAGAUUCAAACAGAGGAUGGUGUCGACGCUGGAUGGGAAGAAUACUAUGACUAUAUCUUCCCGCAGGACCAAGCCGCGAAAGGAUCAUUCAAACUGUUAGAAGCAGCAGCACGAUGGAAGCAGCAGCGAGAGCAAAUGGCAAAAGAAGCACAAGCUGUGACUGACGACCGAGAUAAAGAGCGUGCAGGAGGUGAUGAAUCAGAUAACGAACCAAAUGACAGAGUCCGAGAAGGUGAUAGUGACACGGAUAUGGAAAGUAGUAGCAGUGAUUCGGAUUCCGAAAGCACGUCUAGCUCAUCUGAUUCACGACGGUCGACGUGA
Ostertagia ostertagi is the source of this 924-nucleotide messenger RNA. The record is from the annotation of a GenBank genome assembly. Lineage: Eukaryota; Metazoa; Nematoda; Chromadorea; Rhabditida; Trichostrongylidae.